Messenger RNA from Dendronephthya gigantea, 4416 nucleotides. RefSeq lists its product as uncharacterized. The transcript has 17 exons. Gene Ontology annotation, molecular function: protein binding; carbohydrate binding. The record is from RefSeq and is a predicted model, not a curated record. Bases 145 to 4416 code for a protein of 1423 amino acids. NCBI's taxonomy places the organism in Eukaryota, Metazoa, Cnidaria, Anthozoa, Malacalcyonacea, Nephtheidae. Gene Ontology annotation, cellular component: membrane.
AGCAACAUUCAGACUUCACACUGAGUUUUAUGAAUAUUUAUCUUAUCGCAACAUCAACGAUUUAGUUCGUCUUCCGGCUUCGUUUAAGCUUACAUCUUUACUGCGGAUAUCUUUAUCGAUAAAUCGACUUUUUAAAAAGAAAAUAUGUUUUUCAAGUGCUACGUGUGGAAAUUAUCAGCGUUUAUUGUCAGUCUCUUGUAUCUUCACAGUGUUGCUGGUUUCUUUGUGAAACAUGUCAAGACAGGAAUGUGUAUCUAUGACACAGCACAAAUACAGUCACAAGGCUCGGGCGCGGGCAACUUAUCUUUUCUUGAACUCUCCAACAACUGUCUGGAUCCAGCUGCUCAGUUUCGGUUUCGUGAUAAUGGCGCCAUGUUGAAUUUGAAAAGACGAGGAUGUCUUGCGGCUUUUGUCAACUCUUUUUCUGGUCACUAUCUUCAUAUGUUUUAUCUUUUCGUCCCUGCUGCCUCCGUAAGUUUAGAUAAUUCUUCCUGUGCGCAAGAUCCCGGAAGGAAAAUCUAUCGUCGUAUAACCCAGACCUCCUGGGGAGGUUUAUCUGUAUAUUAUAAAGGGCGGUUUGUCACUAGCGUAUUUCAGAACUGGUGUGCAGUUCCUAGAACACUCACCCCGCUCGUUCAAAGUUACAGAAUAGACUCAUUCAUUGGAUUGGAAUAUAAUUGCAACUACGCUGAGGAUAGACGUUUCAACUUUGGUUCAGUGACAUGUUAUGGAAAAACGACAGAGAAUGUCACUUGUCCUAAAGAUCAGUUCAUGGUGGUCAAGACUGCAUCUUACCGUGGAUUGUCUGACUCAAAGACAUGUGGUUUGAGUGAUGAUUAUAGUUGUACAGUUGAUGUAACAUGUCUUGUUAAGAAACAAUGUGAUGGUCAACAUGAGUGUAAAAUAACUGUGGAUAAAACCUUGUUCUCUGAUGAUCUGUGUCCUGGAUUGAAAAAAUAUCUUUACUUUGAAUACCGAUGUUUUAAUGAUGUGAAAAAUUAUAACGAUGUUUGCGUUCGUGGCGUAUCUUUAUCUUUAUCUAAUUCGUCUUUGCCAAACGAAGGUAUUGUGCAAAUUACCGCGAAUAAUUGGACAAAGAGUGUUUGUGCAGGAAGUUUAAAUGAUAAAGCCAAAAAUGUUGUUUGCGCUCAUAUGGGUUACAAAAGAGCAGAAUCUGUUGUUAAUACUCCGGUUCUACCCGAUUCAAAAAUUGAAAUAUUUUCUGGAACCAUAAACUGCAAUCAUGAUGACAACGACUUAUCCUUCUGUUCGCUCACAAUUUCCACCUCAAGUUGUUCCCAGUUGUCAUACAUAAAAUGUCAUAUUUGCGACAGUCCUUUGUUAGAAGACAAAGAAAGAAUUCCAGAUUCGUCAUUCACUGCCUCAGUUUCUUCAGAAGGUCACAGAGCUUCUGAUGCAAGGAUAUCUAGUGGUAGUUCUUGGUGUGCUCCUGUCUCAGAUGAUAAACAUUAUCUUCAAGUGGAUUUUAAAAGACUUUAUUCGAUAAAUUAUGUCGCAACAUUUGGAGACGGUACAAGUGCCAAAUGGGUGAAGACGUAUAUCUUGAAUUAUACGACAGACUUGAUAAACUGGAAACAAUCACCCGCUGUAUUCCAAAAGAUAUUUCGAGGAAACCAGAAUGCUUUCAAUGACGCAGCCAUAAGAAAUUUAAAUGGCUUAACAACAAGAGCUUUACGGUUUAUUCCAUUAUCGUAUGAAGUUCAACCUUGUAUGAAAAUUGAGAUCUGUGGUCAGAGAGCCGCUGGCUUUUUUGUGAAACAUGUUAAGACAGGGAUGUGUGUUAUCGACACAGGAUUUGAGAAAAAUUCAAGCCCACUUUGGGGUAGCUUGUCUUUUUUGGAACUUUCUAACAACUCGUGUUUCGAUGAAGCUGCUCAGUUUCGGUUUCGUGAUAAUGGCGCCUUGUUCAACAUUAAGAGAAAAGGAUGUCUCGCUGCUUAUUUUAAACUUGAUUUUGGUCCAAAUUUUGAUGUUUUAUAUCUUUACGUUCCCGCUACAUCACUGGCACUAGAUUAUUCUGCCUGUGCGCAAGAUCCUGUAAAGAAAAUCUAUCGUCGUAUAACCCAGACAUCUUGGGGAGGUUUAUCUGUAUAUUACAAAGGUUAUACGAAAACAACAUUUCAGAAGUGGUGUGCAGUCCCUAAAACACACGCCCCGCUCGCUCAAAAAGAAGGAAUUGAUCCCUACAUUGGAUUGACAACAGAUUGUAAUGACACUGAGGAUAAACGUUUCAUUUUUGGCUCAGUGAUAUGUUAUGGGAAGAUGGUAGGCAAUAUCAAAUGUCCUAAAGAUCAGUUCAUGGUGGUCAAGACUGCAUCUUACCGUGGAUUGUCUGACUCAAAGACAUGUGGUUUGAGUGAUGAUUAUAGUUGUACAGUUGAUGUAACAUGUCUUGUUAAGAAACAAUGUGAUGGUCAACAUGAGUGUAAAAUAACUGUGGAUAAAACCUUGUUCUCUGAUGAUCUGUGUCCUGGAUUGAGAAAAUAUCUUUACUUUGAAUAUCAAUGUAUUGAUACUGUGAAAUCUUAUAGCGUUGUUUGUGGUCAUAUUUGCGACAACCCUCUGUUAGAAGACAAAGAAAGAUUUCCAGAUUCGUCAUUCACUGCCUCAGUUUCUUCAGAGGGUCACAGAGCUUCUGAUGCAAGGAUAUCUAGUGGUAGUUCUUGGUGUGCUUCUGUCUCAGAUGGCAAACAUUAUCUUCAAGUAAACUUAGGAAAACUUUAUGUGUUAUAUAAUGUGACAACGUUUGGUGACAGUACCAGUGCCAAAUGGGUGAAGACUUACAACUUAAAUUACACUGUUGAUUCAACGAAUUGGAAACAAGUUCAGACUGAAAAUCACAAGAUCUUUCAGGGAAACAAAAAUGCUUUCAAUGAUGCAGCAAAAAGAAGUUUAAAUGACAUAACAACAAGAGCUUUACGUUUUAUUCCAUUAUCGCAUGAAGUUCAACCUUGUAUGAGAGUUGAGAUCUGUGGUGACAAUUUAUACCCAGACCAACCUAGAAACCUCACCGUCUUUAACAUCAAGUCACGAAGUGUUGAAAUAUCGUGGAUUGAUCCUGAGAAUCAAGGAUUUACCAGCGUAUCAAGAUUUUGGAUUAAAAUAAAGAAAGACGGCUCGCUUAUCCUGAAUAUGACCACAGGAAAAAUAAAUGAAUAUAAAAUAGACAAGCUCACUCCAUACACAAGCUAUGAAAUAUCUGUAGCUGCUGGAAACAAGGAUGGUUUUAGUGAAGAGAAUACUAUUGUGUUUUCGACAGGAGAGGAGGCUCCAGAAGGUCCUCCACUGAACGUGAAAGUCACUGCAGAAAGUUCAUCCUCAUUAUCAGUCACGUGGGAUCCUCCUGAAGAAGAGAAAAGAAAUGGCGUGAUCGUCAAUUAUACUGUGUGCAUCUCACAUGAAGAAACUAAACCUUGCUUUAAAGAACAUACCACAGAGAAGAUGAUGUUGGUCAUCGACAAUUUGAAUGCCUCAACUAAAUAUUUUGUUCGUGUUCUUGCAAGUACUAGAGUUGGUCGAGGAAACUACAGUAAAAGUCAGGGAAUAUUUACAAAUGGAGAAGGAACAAAGAUGGCAACAAAGAGAACAGAAACUACAUUAACUUUCUCGUUACAAAUCCCUUCGGAAAAUUUUACAUAUUUUUACGUUGUGGCUUUAAGAAUAGAAGGCAAUGACAAACUUCCAUCACCCAGCAGUUACGAUAACAAUGAUCUAGUGACAUACAAAGAAGCUAAAACGUCAGCUGAACCAAAACCUUAUAUUGCUGCCGUCAUAAAAACCAGAGAUGAAAACAUGUUUAUACUUGGUGAUGGUGGAAAUACAAGUUUUCAAACAACACGAAGACGAAGAUCAACAACAAAUAAUUAUUAUAAUGGACCACUGGAGUCUGGAGCAAGUUACAGUAUUUUUCAAAGGAUCUUUCUUGAUGACAAGGGUGAAUUUUACUCCACUGAUUGGAGUCCUUCAUCGACAACCCUUAGCAUAAACUCAGGUGGUGCCCCUCGUGUGUUAACCAACAUGUCCAGUGGUGACGUAAUGGCAAAGGAAGGAGCUCAAGGAGAGGGCGAAGGUCGCGAUAAUCAUCUUGUGGGAAUUAUAGUAUUAAUAAUUAUUCUGGUCAUUUUACUCAUUAUUAUCGCUUAUUUGUUUCAACGAGUUCAUCGUCUCAAAUCGUCAAGCACUACGGGAAAUUUGGAGAGGAAGACCAAAGACUGUUCCAAAGAUAUUUAUGAAAAUCCUAACAAAGAUGACGUUGACAAUUAUGAACAAGUGGAGAAUGAACAGUCGACGUAUACAGCUCUUAAAAGACCUGGAAAGGACGAAGAUGAUCAUGUUUAUAGUCAUCUGAAUCAAAGACCGCAAGAAUACGAAAACCAGAAGGAAACUGGAUUAUAA